Messenger RNA from Hevea brasiliensis (rubber tree), 1219 nucleotides. RefSeq lists its product as uncharacterized. The transcript has a single exon. NCBI's taxonomy places the organism in Eukaryota, Viridiplantae, Streptophyta, Magnoliopsida, Malpighiales, Euphorbiaceae. Bases 277 to 1164 code for a protein of 295 amino acids. The record is from RefSeq and is a predicted model, not a curated record.
GUCCCUUCCAUCCCUCUCCUUCCAACAACAAUACAUAUAGCCGAGACCGCAGAAAGAAAAACAGAAAAAAUCCAAAAAAAUUUAAAAACGCCAGGCCCCAAAUGGAACCUCAAUGUUCUAGGGAGAGAAACUCCAGAACUUGAGAGAGAAAAAGACUAUGGAAGAGAAAUUUUCCAGAUUUUGAGACACCACACAAAGGAGAGAAAUUCUUUCUCGCUUCGUACACACAGUUUUUAAGAGAGGGAAUAGAAGAUCUGAUUGGGUUGUGUUCGUUUAAUGGCGAGCGGCUGGAUGAAGUCACUGCAAUGCAAAUCCAGAGCUGUGGAAGACGUUCUUAUCCCCAACCCCAAGCAUUUAAUACCCAGUUCCAGUUGUAGAAAGAGCACUCAAAGCAUCAAAGAUGUGGUUGAAACGGCCACCGCCACCAGGCAACAAAGACCCACAAAGUCCAAGCGCCACUCCCACCACAACCAACGACAGAAGCAACAAAAACCCACACCCAUUUCCCCAAACCAUACCAAACCCAAACCUAAGCCCGAAUCCGUUUCGGCUCCCGAUUCACGACAUUCUCGUUCUACCCGAAACUCCGACCCGCUAUUUCCAGCCCUGACCGACGUUCCCGACGGCCACCCUUCGCGUAAUGUGGUAGAAAUUAUCUUUCACACGAGCUGGAGUAACAAGUCCUUCCCGGGUCGGAUCGAGAUGAUUUUCAAAGUUCACAACGGGUCGAGAACGGUCUCAAGGUUCGAAGAGUAUCGCGAGAUGGUAAAAACUCGGGCCGGAUUAUCUGUAGGGAGCACGUGGAAGGAGAAUGCUCGGUGCGUCGCGGACGGCAAUGAAAUGAUGCGGUUCUACUGUCUGGGUCCCACUGGAGGGGUUUAUGAAGCCGGGAUCGGCGCGUGGGUUUUCCCGGGAGGAAAGGGGGCUGCGAUUUGCACAUUUUCAGGGAGCGGUGCAGCGCACGAGAGUGCUGGCGGUGGCAGUGGAAGGAGAGCGAUGCUGGUAUGCCGAGUGAUAGCGGGUCGGGUGUCAAAACAAAUAGCCUUGGAAUCGUUGUUGGAGGGGCAGGUCGGGUUUGACUCGGUGAGCGGGGAAAAUGGGCAGUUGCUGGUGUUUGAUCACCGUGCAGUGUUACCUUGUUUUCUUAUUAUCUAUAAAUUGUAAAAAUACGUGGAAAUUAUUUUCUAUUAUUAUUAUUAUUAUUAUUAUUUCUUUUAAA